Molecule: messenger RNA, 4747 nt
Organism: Lymnaea stagnalis (great pond snail)
Lineage: Eukaryota; Metazoa; Mollusca; Gastropoda; Lymnaeidae
Source: the annotation of a GenBank genome assembly
AGACUUCUAGCAACAGAUCAAACAGACUUACCAGGUGAACAGGUAGCAAGGUAUGUUAGCAAUUUAUUUAUUAUAUGUAUUUGAAAUUUUAAUUUUAAAAAUAAAUGGUUAGUUGUAAUUAAAAUUUAAAAGUCAGUGUUAAUUGUUUUCUAUAGAAUGUAGCAAGGUAAAGGGUCAAAAUGUAGUGAAAAUAUUAUUUUAAAAAAUGUAAUUAGACUUUUUUUUAAACUGUUUAUUUUAAGUAUUUGAAGUAUUAAAUAUGUGAACAUUCUGAAUUGACUUUUAUAACAGGGUCAUUGAGAGCAAAGCCAAGGAUUUCCCAGUGGGCUCCUUGGUGUGUGUCCAUGCUGGAUGGAGGUCUCACACUGUCAUUGAUGUCACACAGCCCAGAAUCUUUGGAACUGGUGUCGACCUCUUUCAUGAGGUCCCUGGUAUAUCUCCUUCUCUUUGGUUAGGGGCCGUUGGCAUGCCAGGGUAAAUAUGCGACUAAAUGUUUUAUCAUUUUUUUUAAUAUGCAAUUUAGGUUUGUUAUUUUAAAGGGAAAUUCCUUAAUAUACUAAGUAAAAUUAAUCCCAUUUCUUCCUGUUUAACUUUGGUAAUCCAAUUUUUAUUUUUAUAACUAUUUUCAUAAAUUUAGUACAUACUUUAGAUUUUUGCGGAAUAAAACCAAUUAUUCUUUAAAAUUAAAUAAAACUUUUAAAAGAAACAAACUUCCUUUUUUGAUUUAGUGAGCAUUCCUUUUUAAAUAUUGUAAGGGGACGUAAGCAUGUUCUAAAAAUUUAAAGGUGUUUCAAAGAUGGUCUCUCGUGUUUACAAAAAGAAUGAUUGUGAGUUUAAAAAGGUGUUGUUUCUCCAAAGACUGACCUAACUGCUUACUUGUAAAAUGCAGCGUUCUUCCAAGGGUUGUUUAACUUGACGUUAGGGACAUUGUUACACAGAGAAUUAUGUGUUUGGAUUAUGCUGAUAUGACUUAAGUUCUACUGUCUCUCACCAUUUGUCUUGUAAAAUGUAUAGAUAUGCACGUUUGAAAAAAGGUAAAUGAUUGGAUUAAAUCAAAUGUCCAUCAUUAAGAAUAUAAAGAUUUUUUGAAUUGCUUUUAUUUAUUAAUGUUAAUUAUCUUUCUGUUAUCCAAUACAAUUUUCAGCAACGGGGAAUAAAAUAUUCUGCCUUACACUGUAAAUAAAUAAAUACAAAUUUAAAAAAAAAAAACAACUUUUUAACUCUUAUUUUGCAGAGUUACUGCAUAUUUAUCCUUUCUUGAGAGAUGCGAACCAAAAUCAGGGGAGGUGAUUGUUGUAACUGCUGCCUCAGGGGCUGUUGGGGCAAUCGUGGGUCAGCUAGCCAAGACUUGUGUAGGUUUCAUUCAUCAUUGUAUAACAGACAAUUAAUGUUUGCAAAUGUAUUGUUUAUAUAAUGACAGUGGAAAGUUGUGUUAAGGGAAAGACUAAUUUAAAUUUAUAAGAGGGCUUUUCAAUUAUGAGUUACCGCCCACGUGUUGAAUUAUUUACGUUAGGCAUUUGCUAUCCAAACUUUUGUUAUAAUUCUUUGGCCAAAACUAUUUUUCCGAGAGGCCAAUGGCCGCACACCACUGAGAUCUCAAAAGAAAGUUGUUAUUUUACUUGUUACAAAACUGUCCACACUCGCUAUAUUUCUUACAUUAGGCGUGACGAAACAACAGCAUCAUCAGCUCAUCAAGAAUAUAACAUCUAAAGCGCUUCUAUAAUGAGAUAUUUGUUUUGAAUUUUGAUUGCAACAUUCUUAAUUUGAGGUAGUUAACCUGUUCUUUUGAGAUUAUCUAAGAGUUCGUUCCCCAGUCAAAGUGAUACGUUUAUUGUUUUUUUGUUUUUUUUAUGUCAGUUAUAACAGAGAAUCCGUCUUCACUGACAGGGUGGUUGGGGGGGGGGGGGGGGUCAUGGCUGCUACGUCUUAUCAACGAGAGUUUAUUUGGCCACACAUUCUUAUAUUUGUUAAUGAAAAAUACUUUUAAGAAUCACCCUACUGUCUCAACAUUCCAACUGUCCCUCACCAUUCCAACUGUCUCACCAUUCCUACAGUCUUACUAUUCCUAAUGUCUUUCUCCAUUUCUAGUGUCUCUCACCAUUCCUACUGUCUCACCAUUCCUACUGUCUCCCCAUUCCUACUGUGUCACCAUUCCUACUGUCUCAACAUUCCAACUGUCCCUCACCAUUCCAACUGUCUCACCAUUCCUACAGUCUUGCUAUUCCUAAUGUCUUUCUCCAUUUCUAGUGUCUCUCACCAUGCCUACUGUCUCACCAUUCCUACUGUCUCCCCAUUCCUACUGUGUCACCAUUCCUACUGUCUCAACAUUCCAACUGUCCCUCACCAUUCCAACUGCCUCAUCAUUCCUACUGUCUCACCAUUCCAACUGUCUCUCAACAUUUCUACUGUCUAACCAUUCCAACUGUCUCACCAUUCCUACUGUCUAACCAUUCCUACUGUCUCUCACCAUUUCUAGUGUCUCUCACCAUUCCUUCGGUCUCUCACCAUUCCUACUGUCUCUCACCUUUCCUACUGUCUCUCAGCUUUCCUACUAUCUCUCACAAUUCCUACUGUCUCUCACCAUUCCUUUUUUAUCUCACAAUUCCUAAUGUCUCUCACCUUUUCAACUCUCUCUCACCAUUCCAGAGGUCUCCUACCAUUCCAACACUCUCUAACCAGUCCCACUGUCUCUCACCAUUCCCACUGUCUUACAAUUCCUACUGUCUGUCACCAUUCCUACUGUCUCUUACCAUUCCACCUGUCUCUCACCAUUCAAGCUGUCUCUCACCAUUCCUACUGUCUCACGCCGUUCCUACUGUCUCUCACAUUUCCUAAUUUCUAUCAAAAAUCCUACUUUCUCUCACCAUUCCUACUGUCUCUCACCAUUCCAACUGUCUCUCACCAUACCAACUGUCUCUCACCAUUCCUAAUGUCUCAACAUUCCUACUGUCUCUCAUCAUUCCUACUGUCUCACCAUUCCUACAGUCUCUCACCAUUCCUACUGUCUCUCACCAUUCCUACUGUCUAACCUUUCCUACUGCCCCACCUUUCCUACAGUCUCACCAUUCCUACUGUCUGUCACCAUUCCUACUGUCUCUUACCAUUCCAACUGUCUCUCACCAUUCAAGCUGUCUCUCAACAUUUCUAGUGUCUCUCACCAUUCCUACUGUCUCUCACCAUUCCUACUGUCUCUCACCAUUCCUACUGUCUCACCUUUCCUACUGCCCCACCUUUCCUACAGUCUCACCAUUCCUACUGUCUGUCACCAUUCAUACUGUCUAUUACCAUUCCAACUGUCUCUCACCAUUCAAGCUGUCUCUCAACAUUUCUAGUGUCUCUCACCAUUCCUAUUGUCUCUCACCUUUCCUACUUUCUCUCACCAUUCCAACGGUCUCUCACCAUUCCUAAUGUCUCUCACCUUUCCUACUUUCUCUCACAAUUCCUACUCUCUCUCUCACCAUUCCUACUGUUUCUCACAAUUCCUAAUGUCUAUCACCUUUCCAACUGUCUCUCGCCAUUCCAACAGUCUCUCACCAUUCCUUAUGUCUCUCAUCGUUCUUACUGUGUAACCAUUCAUACUGUCUCUCACCAUUACUACUGUCUCUCACCAUUCCUACUGUCUCUCUUUAUUCCUAUGGUCUCUCACCAUUCCUACUGUCUCUCACCUUUCCUACUCUCUCUCACCAUUCCUACUGUCUCUCACCAUUCCUAAUGUUUCUCACCUUUCCAACUGUCUCUCACCAUUCCUACUGUCUCUCACAAUUCCUAAUGUCUCUCACCAUUUCCAUAUAACUGAGCAGCUGUUACCCUAUUUGCUACUAAAUGAAGAUCUCAUAAUCUCAUUUCUGAAUUACCAGGUACACGUCCCCAACGUCACAACAGUACAGGAUCGACCCACCCUCUUUCAUUCCUGGCUAGAUUACCUGUUUACAUGGCACGGCACCAUAAAUUGUUAACACUUCACACCGUGGUCAUUUGUGACACCUUAAGUACUGGUAUCUCAGCUCCCAUCUUGAUCACACUGACCUAAAGACUUUGCUGGCAUUGCUACCCUCCUACAAAGGGCAGUCGCUAACACGUGUUGCUCGCCAAUCUAUUUCAUCUUACUUGGUCCAGGCAUGGACAUUUUUACUCUGACCACAUACCUACACAUUACGUUACUUUUGGUUUUACAAGUAAUCUUUCCCAAUGCCGUUAGUAAUUAUACCUGAUACCUCAAUGCCCCCCCUUCCCUUGUACCUCCAGCAAAAGAAAGAAGAAGAAAAUAGAAUUAGAUUUCAGUUACCCUAUGUUCCCAAAUAGUUGCACUGCUGAUGUACGAGACUUAAAUUAUUGCUUCCUCUCAAGCCAUCCCACUUCUUACCUUUUGAGACCUCUCAACAUUUCUAUGUUACAACUUCUUCUGUGCUCUGACGCUUUCACGUUGGUGCUUUCCCAACAUCAGCCGUUAGAAAAUAUGUUCACCUCAUUCAAAUGUCGUUACACGUCAAAAAAUUGUAUCCAUCUCGGGCUGGUCAUUUAGAGUGAUUUCGUAGGCCCCGGGUUUCACAGCACUGUGUUAGGGGAAUGUUUAUUAUGACAUUUGUAUGACCUUGAAAUUAAUUUUACAAAAUAAACUAUGUAGAGCUACUAUUUUUGUUAUCAAGGGUCUGACAGUGAUAGGCAUUGCUGGCUCUAAAGACAAGUGUGAAUACAUUAAAUCUCUGGGAUUUGAUUACGCCAUCAACUACAAGGAAGACAACAUCUC